AUGAAGAGGAUCUUUGGGUUCGGGAGGAAAAAGAAGGGGCAGCCCCCGUCCAGCAGCGCCUCCGUGCCUUGCGCCGCCGGUGCCUACGAGCUCCGGCAGAAGGACUUGGGCAAGCUGCACCGUGCGGCCCUCAGCCUUCGGCUGGUUGUGGGAGUCAGGCUUGUGCUGCCAGAAACCCCUGAAUUCGGCCUGGCAUCCAGCCGCCGUACCCUUUUUGCCCCGGCCUCCUCGGUGCCCUCAUUCCCGGUGUCGCGGUUCUUUGCCUGGGGGCGCAGGGGUGGAAGGGAGCUGGCAGCAGCCUGGCAAAGGACACCUCUGCAUCUUGCUUGUGCGAACGGCCAUGUGGAUGUUGUCACAUAUCUAAUAGAAAACAAGUGUAAGCUGAAUCUUUUUGACAGUGAUAACAGGUCACCACUGAUGAAGGCAGUACAGUGCCAGCGAGAAGAAUGUGUGGCUAUUCUGCUAGAGCAUGGUGCCGACCCAAACCUGGCAGAUGUUGACGGCAACACUGCCCUGCACCUGGCGGUCCUAUCUCCUAAUACAGCUGUCGCGGGGCUGUUACUUGAGCAUAAUGCCAAUAUUGAUGCCCAGAAUAAGGAGGGGUGCACUCCGCUUGUUGUUGCUGUCAUGGAGCAUCAGGAAGAGAUAGUAGAGUUUCUCCUUAAAAGAGGAGCUGAUGUGCAUGCUCGAGAUCAGUGUGAAAGAACUCCACUUAUGACUGCUGCUUCUGGUGGGGAGCUUAAUUUGAUAAAAGUUCUUCUUCGGUAUGGUGCUGAUGUGUCCCAUAAAGACACUAAUGGAUGGACAGCUGAAGAUUACGCUGUUAUUCAUGGAUAUUCUAGUCUUAGUAAACAACUGGCAGAAUACGCAGACUGGGAAAACACAGGAGAAGCUUCAGCAGGUAGCGCGCAAGGCAUCACGACACUUAGCACUCCUCACCGGGCAGGAGCUGCUGGCUUUACGUUGGGUGCACCUGCUGUGGACAGAGGAGGAAUGCAACAAUCUCCUAACCAGACAUCAAGAACAGGAAAAUCAAGGAAAGCAAUAGAUGACUUUUCCCAAGGAGAUUCAAUAAGAAGCUCUGAGAAAGAGGGGAGUGAUGACAGUUGGCAUACUUCUGAGGAAGAAGAGCUCGAUUUUACUCCCAAGAAGCUGCAGAAGCCAAACUUGACACUGUUAAUGAACGCUUCCCAGCAGUUCAGGAAAAACAAUGAUGGUGAUGGUUCUAGAAUUGAAAGUCCUAAGUCAUCAAAGAAAAGCCUCAAACAAAGAGCCCCAUCAGAUGCGCACCUGAACAAAGGAGAAUGUGGAAAAUUGUCGAAUCGAGAUGUUUCAGAUGCAAGCAACCUGGAGGAAGAAGAAUUGGAGGAAGAGGAGGAGGAGGAAGAAGAUGAUGAUGAAAAUGACAGUGGAGAUGAUGAUGUAGAUUAUGAGGAGGAGGAAGAAGAGGAGGAUGAAGAUCUUAGUCCAGAUGAAAAGGAGGAGGAAGAUCUGGAAGAUGAAGAAACUCAGUCUAAUGGCAUACUGGAGGAUGAGCAGGGAGAUAAAACAGAACCUAAAGGAGAAAUUAAUCAGAAAUUGGAGCGUUUUAGUAACGCCAAGUAUGAAGGGGAAGCUCAGUGUGGAACUGGAUAUGUCUGUGCUGCUGAUGAUAAAGUAAGUAAAGCACUUGAUGAAAAGGUGGAGGAAUCUGUUGAUACUCCUGUCUCUUUUAUAGCUGGGUGUUAUGAAGGGUUGCAAGAAAAUGUAACUGCCAUGUCUCCAAAGAUAAUGAAUAAUGAAGUGUCUUGCAAGUCGAUACCAAAACAAGCUGUCUUUCAAAAUCUAAAUAAUUUGCAAGAUAUACAGGAAAACUGGAACAGGAAAAGCAUGAUUCAGGAUAAGUUUCAUAAAAAUGCAGACUCCUGUUUUGCAGACUCUGAAAUGACAGACUGGAAAAGAGAAAUACCUCAGCCUCUCUCAGAUAGUUGUGAUCUUAAAGAGAGAAAGUCAAGCUUCGGUGAUAGCUUUGAAAGUGGUAAUAAUUCUUGGUCAGCAGCAAAAAACCUUAGACUUGAAAGUCAAAGACUGAACUCUGUCAUUCUUGAACGUGUGGGUGAUGAAGAUACUGAAGAGGAGGAAUAUAAAGAAGUAGAUGAUAAAGUCUGUGAAGCACUGAAACAAGAAAGUGAAAAGUUGCACUUAAAUAGGUGUGAAGAAAAUUUAAGAGCAGCGUUUCGCUCCAGCAGCAGAGAAGAAUCACCUGAACAGGAAGAAGAGGAGGAGGAGCAGGAGAAGGACAACACUGGUGAAGAGCUACAAACUGCAGUUGUUGAGGGUGUGAAAAAUUCUAUUUGUACUGAUAGCCAUCAAGUCCAUGAUGCUUCAAAAGACAACACUGGUGAGAGAAGUGCCCUGCCGGCAGUGGGAGCAGAGGAAGAGGAAGAUGCUGAAUCUCCCUGGGAUUCUGAGACGGAUUCUGAAAGUCUGAGAAAAGUGUCAUCUGGUGUGUUGCUCCCAGCUGCAGACAGACAUGGAGUAUGCUCACAGAUUGUGUCGGGGGAACACGACAAUGGCUUUUUGGAGAAACCCAACAAUUCCCAGCUGAAGACUCCCGAAUCUAUUUUGGAAAUGAACAAAACCUCCCCAAAAAAAAGACAACAGAAAUCAGAUCUAUUGGAGGAAUUUGGUUUAGAGGAUGCCGAGGAUAUUGAAGGUGAGUACUCAGGAUCUCCCUUUCAUACAUCAUCAUCACCUGAAAAGGAGGACAUCAAGGACACUAUUGAAGACUAUGGGGUGCAGGAUAAAUAUAUUUUAGAAACUACCAACUUGAUAGAAAAAACAGCACAUGAAAAUCAAACUGACAAAGCAGAAAUUUCGCAUCAGGAAGCCCUAACAGAAAAUGAGGAAUCGCACAGUGUUGGCAAGCAGUUACCAAAACCUUGGGAAGAAAGAUAUGAAAGAAUGUGGGUUGAAAACGAGAAAAGGGAAUUGAAAACAAAUUUUAAAAACAUUACAGCAGAGCUGAAGCAGCUGUUUGGUGAAAUUAAUGAAACUGGGAAGACUACUUCCCUUGUGGAAGAAAGGUCAGAAGAUGGCUUCAGUGAAGAAUUGAAGAGUUCUCAUGUUGUGUCAUCUCAUGCAACAAAAUCAAGUAGUAAGCUAGAAAGUAAACAUGAAUUUGGAGAUACUAAACCUAUGCUAGGUGGAAAAGUACCUAAAAUGGAAAUUGUAAUUCCAAGUCUUGGUGUCCUUCCUGAUCAAAAUAACUUAAAUGCAAACAUGAAACAUACCCGGAGUAUAGAGGAAGAAGAUAGCACAAACAAUAUGGAUAAUACAAAGGGGCCUCUAGUAAAAGGAGAGGAAAAGAAAAUGCCUGCUAUGGAGAUGGAAGAGAAGGAGAAUGGAAGUAAUAGAAACGUAGAGGAAAAUCCUGAAUAUGCUCUGAGACAUAGCUUAAAAACAAGUAUUUUGGAUGAUGUUUCUAAUAUUCUUCCUAAAAUGGAACCUGUUUCUUCUACAAGUGAUGAAAAUGCACUUUUUGUAACAGAAAGCAAACGUGGAAAAGACUCUGGAUUUAAGGACUACCUUAUCGACAGUACUAAAAUAGGAGAAACAGAAAUUGAAAGUCUUUUUGCAAAUGCUCAGCAACCGUGUGACAUGCUGAAAGGAAAUCUUGAUGAAGAACUAAAACAAGAUAUGGAAAGAUUUAAGAGUAAGGUAGGAAUGCUGCAAAUAGUAUUCCUGGCUUUGGAGAAAGAGAAGGUACAGCUGCAAAAAGAGGUUGAGAAGGAAAAAAGCAAACAAAGAUGCUUCAGAACACAAGCAGCAGUGGCAAACCAGGAAGAUCUUGAUAAAUUAAACACCCCGCCAGGCAACAUUACUAAUCAGCAAAUGAAACACAAGCUUACUCUAAGGAAGAAUGACUGUUUGGAAGUGGAGAAUGAAAACACCAUAGAAGAAAAAGAGAAAGAUAAUUUUUCAUCUGAGGAGAGAUCUAAAGUCAUUAAAAUGCCAAUGAAAGGUAAAUUUGCCCUGAAUGCCAAAGUUGCAAAAAAAAAUAAAAGACAGACUUCAAAGCAGAAGGCUAAUCAGCAGAUGAGCUCCUCCAGUGGGAAUCAUUUUCAAGUACUGGAUGAUAGCACUUUCAGUGAAACAUCUCAAGAUGAAGGAAGACCUGCAGCAAAAACAGGGAGUGACAAGAACAAGGUCAGCAUACAAGUGGAUGUAACUGAUGAUCUUGACUUAACUCACUCGUCUGACACAACUUCAGAGGAUGUUGAAUUACCAACUUCAACCUACAAAGAGGCCAUGUUGCUGUUAGAACAGCUUAGUGUGGAUCAUACAGGUUCUGCUAUUUUGUUGAAAAUUCAAAACAUACUUCUUGAAUAUGAACAGAUAAUAGAACGUGAAAAAAAUCGGUAUACAGCUGUCUGGAGAGAAGUAAGGAAAUUGGAAAGUGAAAAGGAGGAGUCACAAUUAAUAGCGGAAGAAACUCAAGAUUUGAAAUCCAUAUUGGCUCACCAAGAAGUGGAAUGGAAAAGCGAUAUCCAAAGCCUUAAAUUUACUCUGAAACAAGAAGAGGAAAAGAGGCUCAGAGUAGAAACACUAUAUGAGAAAACAAAGGAAAAACUCAGAAGGAAAGAAGAUCAAUAUUGUAAAGAGAUGGAGGAGAAACAGCAACUUGAGUUACACUCCAGGAAUUUAGAAAUGGAGUUAAUAACACUGAGAAAGCUCUUGAAACAGGUUGAAGAAGAGCGCGAUGAAACACAGAGACAGCUCUCUCAGGAAAAGAGUGCCAGAGCCCUGCAAGAAGGGAUUUUGAACAACCACCUUUGGAGACAAAAGGAACUAGAAGAAGAGACAAGAAGAACGAUAGGAAAAAAUUCAGAGGAAUCUGACUCUGAGAGAGAAAAAGAUCUGUUGUACAAAAAUCAGUUACUGCAAGAUGAGAUUGCUAUGCUAAGACUGGAACUUGACCAAGUAAGACUUAGGCACCAGGAGGAAGAAGGAAAAUAUUUAGAGGAAAACGAGACCUUGAAAGAAAAAAAUGAAGAUCUCAAAAAGGAACUUAAACUGAACGAGGAAGCCUUAACACAAACAGUUUUUCAGUACAAUGGACAGCUGAACUUAUUAAAGACCGAAUCUGCUGUGCUAACUUCCAAACUUGAGCAGACAAAAGAAAGCAAAGACAGACUAGAGACAGAAAUCGAAUCAUUUCGUUCCCGCCUGAACACUACUGUUCAAGAACUUGAACGUCAUCAGUCAUCAAAAAGCGAUGUUGAACGAACGUUUCAGAGAGAACGCGAUGAAUGGCUUCGCUUGCAAGACAAGCUCCAUCAUGACCUCUCUGAUGUGCGAGAAACCAACAACAGCUUGUCUCAGCAGCUGAGUAAAGCUGAAAGCAAAGCUAAUAGUCUAGAAAAUGAGCUUCACCAGUUGAAACAAACACUCAGAGAAAAAGCGUUGCUUUUAGAAAUGACACAAAAAGACUUAAGUCAAGCCCAGUGUCAGGCAAAGGAAUGCGAUCAUGCUCGACAACUUGAGAAAGAUCAAGUAAGCAAGCUUCUAAUAAAGCAGGAAUCCAUGCAGGAGCGAUUGGCCCAGCUCCAGAGUGAAAACCUUUUACUCCGUCAGCAACUGGAAGAUAUGCAGAACAAGGGGAUCAUCAAAGAAAAAGUAGUGAAUGAUGUGCAGGACCGGUUUAAUGAUAUUUUCAACAAGCUCAGAGCUGAUACUGAAAAGCAAGUUUACCUAGUGGAAGAGAGAAACAAGGAAUUAAAUGCUAAGUGUACUGAUUUGAGAGAACAAGUCUUUAAAUAUGAGACUGACAAAGUAGAAAGAGAGGUCAUAGUCAGACAGCUGCAGCAGGAGCUUGCUGAUGCCCUUAAAAAGCAAUCUAUGUCAGAAGCUUCACUUGAAGUUACGACGCGCUACCGCAGUGACCUGGAGGAAGACAAGCUGCGCUUGCAAAAGGAAUUGGAAAAGGUUAAAACCAAGGUAUGUGAUAUCUGUAACCAUAUGAUUAGAUCUGAGGGUGGCUGUUCAAACUAG
Tauraco erythrolophus (red-crested turaco) is the source of this 6033-nucleotide messenger RNA. The record is from RefSeq and is a predicted model, not a curated record. Lineage: Eukaryota; Metazoa; Chordata; Aves; Musophagiformes; Musophagidae.